UUGUAGUAUGACCUCCUGCAAGCUGGUAGAGGCUCUAAAACUGCCCCUUUCCUGCCCUAAGCAUUUGCCAUGUGUUAAACUGGCUCCAUUUCAGAAGAACAAAUCCCGCUGUGAGCUUGUUUCUGCUUCAAUUACAACUAGCAUUACUGUGAUGUCAAAAAAGAAAGAAGAAUGGAGUCUUCUCUUGAGUCAUAAAUAAAGCAAAUACUUAUUUUUACAAAACGCAACAUUUCCCCUAACAUCAGCGCGCGUAUAUUUUGCGUUUCAGGCGAUGGCUCUGUCAUUUCUGAUGUACCCAGUGCUGAGAAGUUUGGCUCUUCAAGUGCACUCAGCUGUCACUGGCAGCUACAUCUCUGGGACCCACUCUGUCGCCUUCAUCAAUUGUAUCAACGAGCAAAUUGCCAAGGAUAUUGCAAGGGCCAUCAUGGAUAAGAAGCUGGCUGCCUGCGUGAACAUCCUGCCCAAGACGUCCACGCUGUAUUUUUGGAAGGGUGAAAUAGAAGAAUCCACAGAGAUAUUGCUACUAGUGAAAACAAGGACAUCGAAGAUAAGUGAAUUGUCCAGCUACGUCAGAUCCAUCCAUCCCUUUGAAAUUCCUGAAAUCAUCAGCCUGCCCAUUGACCAGGGAAACCCGCUCUACUUCAAGUGGCUGGAAGAAAGCAUGGCAAGGGAAUGAGAYGCUCGGAAGGAC
Nothoprocta perdicaria is the source of this 691-nucleotide messenger RNA. RefSeq names its product cutA divalent cation tolerance homolog (gene CUTA). The transcript is spliced from 5 exons. Gene Ontology annotation, biological process: response to metal ion. Bases 272 to 676 code for a protein of 134 amino acids. Gene Ontology annotation, molecular function: copper ion binding. The record is from RefSeq and is a predicted model, not a curated record. Lineage: Eukaryota; Metazoa; Chordata; Aves; Tinamiformes; Tinamidae.